This is a messenger RNA of Ruditapes philippinarum (Manila clam), 327 nucleotides long. RefSeq lists its product as uncharacterized. The coding region runs from base 1 to 327 and encodes 108 amino acids. Lineage: Eukaryota; Metazoa; Mollusca; Bivalvia; Venerida; Veneridae. The transcript is spliced from 4 exons. The record is from RefSeq and is a predicted model, not a curated record.
AUGGAUACAUUGCUCAAAAUAUAUUACAUUUUUCAGGUGGAUCUACAAUAUCAACUAGCGACAGACUACUCGUAUACAAUUUCCUGUCUUUUUGCUGGAAUUUUCAUAGCUGAUGAUUCAAGCGAUUCGCGGUAUGUAGAAGAUCAUGUCGCCAACGAUGCAGGAGAAGCGGAUGGUGACUACAUAAUAAAUGAUUUCGCUAGAUGGGCAGAGGCUUCAAUACGUCAUUUUAAUUAUGACCAUGCUGCUUUGCUUACAGGGCGCGGUAUGGGAUAUAUGAAGAUGGUAAAUUCCCAAAAGUGGUCUUCUAUUAGGUAUACACACUAA